UUUUUAUAACGGGUCACAAAUCGGAUCCUCCUUCAAACCAAAUGCCUAUGAGCAGACACUACCCCUGUUUCACUCUCAGCCAUCGCCAAAUGCCAAUGUUUUCUCAGCUCCUCCAUAGCUCUGCAACUGUAACACUUUCUUCACUACAUGCUCAAUGCUUCAGAAGCUUGACUCCCUCAAUCUUCAACUGCCCAAAAACACAAACCCUCCAUCUCCAGCCCCGCCGACCCACAGUUAUACGCGCAGAGAAGAGCAGUAGCGCUGAAGGUUUACAACAAAACUGGAAACAGUUACUGGAAAAAUGGUCACCCAAAAACUUUCUUGGAGCUGAGAAAGUGCUUAGACUCAUAUCUGGAGCAACCUCCAGUCCCAUUGCUCAGUACAUCCCUUCCCCUACCACUUUCUUGCACUCUACUGACCCCAGGAUCAAAUUGGCAUGGCUACUUACUCUAGUUAUUUUACCAGCAAGGUCGAAUAUUGUUCUGCGUCUUGGUUUGGUUGUCUACUUGACUGUAUUAUCUAUAUGGAUCCAGCCUGAGGAAGUGUGGAAGGAUCAACUAGGAAGAGUAUCACUGCUCUCUGGGAUCUUGUUUAUAAUGUUGGCCCUAAGCACUGACUCUGCACCUUCCCUUGUCUAUUCAAGAGCACCUCCACCUUCAAUGAUCGGACUACCUAAUUUUCCAGCUUCUUUGGAAGGUUAUUCAUAUGUAGUUUUUAAAAUGGGACCAUUACAAAUUACCAGAAAGGGCUUGUUAACAGGAAGCACAUCAGCCUGUUUAACCUUCACAAUCUUUCAAAGUGCUAGUCUUUACCUGUCAACAACAACUCCAGAACAGAUAGCAUUUGCAUUGCAGUGGUUUUUACGUCCUUUGGAUAAACUUGGUCUUCCUGUGCCAGAGGUCAUCCUUACGCUCCUGCUCUCCUUGAGAUUUAUAAAUCUUGUUUUUGAUGAGGUUCGUAAUGUUGCUCUUGGGAUUGUAUCCCGAAGGAUAAAUUGGGAGCAGUUAACUACCUUGGAGACUGUUGAUGUUUUCGUGACAUACAUUCGUCGGAUCUUCAAAAAUAUUUUUGCCCAUGCAGAACAGAUAUCUCAGGCAAUGAUUGUGAGAGGCUUUCGAGGAGACAGCAAAGAACACAAAAUCUUCUUGUCAGCAAAUUCAUCUAUUACACUUGUAAAUUGUAUUUCCUUAUCAUUACUUGUUGGUCUGAUUGCUGCAAUCAACUUACCCAAACAGCUCUUUAUUUGACACACCGUCUUUCAUCAGUUGGUUAAAAUCUAUUCGUUGAUGUA
Molecule: messenger RNA, 1291 nt
Organism: Ipomoea nil (Japanese morning glory)
Lineage: Eukaryota; Viridiplantae; Streptophyta; Magnoliopsida; Solanales; Convolvulaceae
Product: protein ABCI12, chloroplastic
Exons: 7
Coding region: 42-1247 (401 amino acids)
Cellular component (GO): chloroplast
Source: RefSeq, a predicted model, not a curated record